AUGAAAUUCCCGUACAUGCUUCAACAAUUGAACGGCUACUUUACUAUAAAUACACUGUUCAGAUGACUUUAAAAUCAGUUUUAAUUCUAUAACAACAGUAAUAAGAAACAAAUUUUUCUUAAAAUUAUUCGAAAUGAUGUACAAAUUUUUAGUUCUUGCCGUCUUCAUCAACGCAAUUGCUGCUAGAGAACGUUUAAAUCCACAUGAGUGCCUUGGGCAUAAUGAGAAUUUGGAGUCACCAAACGGAUGUUUUAAGCUGUCCAUGCAACAUGAUGGAAAUUUAGUACUUUACCGUAAGAAGAAUAACGAAGCUUUGUGGCACAGUGGAACUCCUAGAUCAUGUACAAACAGAGCAUGCAUGCAAGGUGACGGUAACUUUGUCACAUACGAUUGCCACAAUAUUGCUACUUGGAACUCUGGAACAGUCAAUAAUGAAGGUUCUUCACUUCGUGUUCAGGAUGAUGGAAAUGUUGUCAUUUAUGCAUGGAACUCAAAUAGAGCAAUUUGGGCAAGCGGAUCACAAACAGGAUGUUAAUUUUGAUUUUCAUUAUUUUCUUAAAAGUGAAAUUAAAGCUUUAUCAUUAUUUAUUUGGGGAAUUUCCAAGUGUCUUUUACUUUAUUCAUUAAUAAUAAUCAUUUAAAUUCUCACAUACAUUCAAUAUUAAAGAGACUUCAUCGUGCAGUUGUAAGUUUGUAGGUUGUUUUCAAACCCACAGGCUAUUAAACAAACAAAAAAUCCCUUCCUUUGUUAGAUUCAAUCAGCAAAACAUAAAAGCUUUUUUUUUUUGUUCUUCCCAGCUUCUAAUCAGAAUUUUUGCAUUUCCUACAUCCUAUUCCUUUAUGGUUUUAUGUUUGUUAUGUUCUACUUGCAUGAAAUAUGUGAUAAUUAAAAG
Messenger RNA from Chironomus riparius, 893 nucleotides. The record is from the annotation of a GenBank genome assembly. Lineage: Eukaryota; Metazoa; Arthropoda; Insecta; Diptera; Chironomidae.